UGUUACACAGCAGUGUGGGACCUCUGUCUGGAUUGUGGAGUGAGAUAGGGAGGAUGGGAAUGACGGGAAGGUACAGGUUGCGGGGAACGGUGGCUACUCACAUUUUGUCUUAGGGAGCGUAAGAAGAGAAACUGAGCUCUGUGUGUCAGGGGAGCUGGCUGUGCCCUGGCGUGGCACGACAGGGAUAGGCUUGAGCAAACAGCUAAUGCUGUAGAGGUAGGUUUGUAUGUGCAGGGCCUUGUGUCAUAAGCGUGAGUUGGAAUAUGACUUAGGGCUCUGGCCUGUCUUGGAUAGCAAAGGAGGUUGUAGGCAAGGUGCUUUGGGCAUGUGGCUGAAAGCCAGCAAGUCCCGGGUUUUGAUCUUCGUCCUACCAGACUGAGCUGACUGGCCUUGGGCAUGUUACUUAAGCUCACUGUACCCCAGUUUCCUACUAGAUAAUUAAAUAAAGCCAUUUGCUCUUUCCUGUCAGGGAGUGGGUGGUGGUCAAGUAAUUCACGGGAUAGACAAAUACUGUCUACCAGAUCAUUCUUGAGCUGAGCUGGUAGGACAGAUCUUUGUUUCUCCAACCUUGCCAAGACCUGAACAUUUGUUUGACGGGCUGAAGAUGCUGUACAUUAGCACUUUUGUGCGCAGACUAUAGCCAGGUGUCAGUGCAGCUGGGAGACAAGGAUGGAGGUUUGGCUGCAGGGGGGAAACUGCACAUGUAUGGCUUUUCUUUGACUAGUGGUAGCAGAGGGAAGUUGAGGGGCCUAGAGCUAUGCCCUUGUUCAUACCCGGGUUUGUGGCUGGAGGCAUGCUUGGAGUUUGGGCUGGAAUGAGGAAAACAAGUUGUUCUUUCAUUUCUGUAGGCCCAUGAGAGCAAGGCUGCUUAGAGGGCCCUGGAUACUGCUAGCUGCAGUAGCUGUCAGGAAUAUGAGACAGAGCUGAGCGCUGCAGCCCUAACACUGCCUCACUGCUGGUGCUGCUGGCUUGCAUGUCUGUGUGCUGCCUCCGUGCACGGGUACACAGCAGGGAUCUGUGCAUGCUGCUCUCUGUGUGAGGAAACACUGUUGGAGCCUCACACCUUGCGCACUCAGUGAGUGCACUGGGAAGAAUUGCCUCUCUCUGGGACUUGCAGCCACACCAGCCACUCAGCUCCGGAGAGCCGACCAGGCUGUCCUUGGUGACCAUCGUGAGGGUCUCGGGGUGUGGCUUGUGGCAUCUGCACUGCCCUGUGCUCUCUGAUUCCUGCUUCUGGGCGCUGGGUUCCACAGUGGGCAGAGUAUAGUUGUGAUUUGCCUGAUACUGCGUUAAUGACUUUGGAGUUGUUUUCCUUAGAGAAAUCUGGAAUGUCCUGUAUUUUGUCCUGUGAUGCCAAUAACAUGCCUUAUGUCCACAUAUUUUUGCUUCUGAGAGUGCCCAGGUAGUAGUACUGCCAUUGAGCUCAGGUUUAUAUCAGGCAUGCACUUCAGCUGUCUCCCUGGGGGCAGAAUUGGGGCUUUUCUUGAAUAUGGAAACCAAGGGCUACAGCAGCUCCAGUGGUGCAGGUACAGCUUCCAUGGUGUUUAGGUGGGCACUUUUCUGCACUCCACAGUGUAAGGGUUAUGUUCUUCAGAAGCUUGUACUGUUAUAUAUAAAACUCUAUCACAGAGUUCAGCUGUGCACUGUUUUCAUAGUGAACAUUGCUUUUCUAUCUACAAUACAAGUGAUUGUAUCUCCAGUCUUGGUCUUGGGAGAAGCUGCCUGACAAACACUCUACCAGUGGGCAUGAGGUUGAGGUUAUGGCAUCAGGUAUGCCAUGGAGAGGAAUUCUGGGACCUGUUCACGUCCUUUACAUGCAGUACGUUGCCACAGAGCAACUAGUCAGCAGGAGCCAUCAGGAGCAGCAAGUAGGACCACAAGAAAAUAAAGGGACCGAAAGAUACCAGAAACAUGUCAGUGAUGAUGUCUCCACCUUGGGAUGGAAAAUCUUGUCUGUCUUAUGAUGAACACCACGAAAUCGUUGGGACUUCUCUGUCUACCUAGCCCGCUGUGUGUCUGGAGGGCCCAGAAAUGCCGUGCAGUGCCCUGACGAGGAUAAUCGGAGAGAGCAUCGGCUCCAAGAACGGGGUGAGCCAGCAGAAUGAGGAGUCAGGCUGAGACAUAGCAGACACGUUACUGGGACUUCUUCACAGGGACUGCAGUGGUUGGGAGGAGAGGAAUGAAAGGGACAGCAGGUAUGCAGCUUUUUACACAGUUGUCUGCAGCUGGGAUCUGAUUUGGCAGGCUCUGGGGCUGGGGAAGUGCUUUUUGGAUUUGCAUAAAUACAACUGUGAAUAUCUGACUGGACAAAUUUAAUGAGAGGAUGGUGCCUACUUCUUCCUUGCAUGGCUACUCCAUGUUCUCUUCUUGGACUCACAGGGCAAGUGACAGCUGCAGAUCUCUCCCUGGCUUGCUUGGUGCUUCCUCUUUCCAGGGUUACUUUCCAGGCUUGGCAUGGCUCUCAUUUCACCUUGCUCUCACAAAAUGGUUUGCUGUCCUCACUUAGCACAGGAUCGUUUUGUUUGGCAUGCAGAGAGAACAGCUAGGAGAUUGUGUUACAAGUCAAAAGAGUUUUAAGUGGAGGUUGAUGUGUAAGGAAAUUCAAAAUAAUACUGAAGCAAUGGUAAAACAAUGAUAAAAAUUACUGUUAUCCCAAAAGUCUUAUUGUGCAUGGUGGCCAGUCCUACAGUUUUAAUUGUAGUAAUUUUCCCUGCAGCACAUAAUUGGCUCUUGAUAAUUUAAUUUUAUUUUGCCAUGUGGUGCAUGAAAAACACACUUGACAAAGUGCUAAAAAAGAGAACGGUAACAGUGGAAUAUAUUUACUGAAAAAUAGAAUACAGUUAGGUUGUUUCUGUGGAGAUACCUUAAUUGAUUCAAUUUGGUCUUUAUUGUCUCCCAGAGUCUGAAGUAGAAAAGUAUAAAAAAUCUCUAAGCAAUUCAUCUGCUCUUGCAUUCAAGCCCAUCCGUUGCUGCGCUGUCACCCCAUCAGUCGUGGACCACUUGCUGUCUUUGUGCUUGCCAGAAUUUGCUGCUGGUGUUAGCGUGCACUUCUCUCUCCCUGCUGUCCACGAGCUGCUUUGCUUUCUGUUGCUUGUGCCCUCUGCAACUGAUGCUUAUUUUAGAACUCUGGAGAACAGCUUCUGUUAGUCAGAUUAAUUCCUACUUCUGAGCUCUAUUUAUCAUGGUCCUAAUAUCCCAUUAAUCCUCUAUUUGCUUCCCUCUCUCUCUGACACACACACAUUCUGUGCUCUUUGGUCUUCCUUGGAUUCUGCUGUCUAUAAUAUUCCCAGUUUGAAGAGAACAUAUCUUGCAAGAUACACCCAGCAUUCUCAACCAAGCAGAAAUGUUACUUGCAUCAAAACCCUUGGUUCUGAAGGGCUCCAUGGGCUGCCAUUGUUAACCCUUUCAAUUGUGUUGUUUUUCAUUUCAGUAACCACUACAGCAGUGUGGACAACCCAGAAUAGCCAUGGGGCAGGUGGAAUAGAUCCACAGUGGUGGAAAGACUUGCAAAUUUCAGGUCCAGGAACACAGAGAAGACCUACAUGAACAGGGACUUAAAAUUGAUGUACAAGGGGGGAAUAAAGUGACUCAUCUCUGAGAGACCUUUCUGUUUAGGAAGGAAGGCAGGGGAAUGAUGCAGUUCCUUUGGAUUUUGUUUUGUGGAUUUUGGGGUGGGAGUUGUUUGUUUGUGUGUUUAUUUUCCAGAACACCUGAGAGUUGUCCUGCACUCAUACAGUUGGAGAAGGGAAGGGCUCAGGGCUGAUAACCCAGCAGACCCUAACUGUCAUGCCUAUCCCUGUUGCACAGUACCACAGGGCUGUCCCCUACCUCCACCGCUGCUCACCUGGUAUCCCACUCAUUCACAGGAGUAUGGAGAGGAGAAUGGAAUACAAAGCAGAGGCACUUGUGUGAUCUCUCAUCUCUAGCUGCUUGUAAGCAACUUCAGUGACUUGUUUUGGUGUUGUGGUCAGCCUGCAGCCCUUUUUGUAUUUAAUAAAGAAACUUCUGGAGAAGAGUCUGUGAAUUCACUAUUAAGCAUAACAUCCUUUAUUUAUGGCAGUGAUCCUAAAGCUGUUGCCUAUCUUACUCCUCUUCCAAAUGAAUGGAAGUGAAUCCAAAGUGGGGUGGAGGGAGGGGCGUAAGUGGCUGUAUGGGAGCAUGUGUGUGCAGAAACAACAAAAGUACAAUCCUGUACCUAUCAAACAUUAAAGCUCUAAGGCUUCAUCAACGUAGGACUUAGUUCAUCAAUAGGUGAGCAGGACACUCUUUGCUAAGUUCUUUUGGACGCUGUUUUUAUAACACAUAAGAAAUUUUGUACAAGCUGAAGACAGCGUUUUUACACGUUUGCGUUUCCCAAUCCCGUGAUGUUUUCAGAUUCAGCCUGUGGAGGAUGCAGAGGGCAUCCCUGCUAACAGCACGGGUUUGGUUAACAGCUUGCAUUGCUGGCUCUAAGCUGGCUGUUCUCUGCACUGUGCUAAGUCAAUGCUCACUGGGCUCUGUGCUGUGAGCACAGUGCUGUGCAGAGGCCCCAGGCACACACAAUUGCUCUUGGUUACUGUGACUUUUACCAGUGUUUCUGAUGGGAGGAAUUCCCUCUGUCACCUGGAUAGAGAUCCUAGCUCUUAAAUCCUGCAGACGAUUGCAUGGCUUGUGUAACUGAGCAGCAACCUGCCUGCCUUUGGACUCCAGCCUGCUGCUCAGUGGGAAUGUAAUCUGUCUGGAAGGGAAGAGAGGGAAGCAAACAAACACAUAACUGCUUUUACAAGCAGCUGCAGUGGCGUUUGGGAAUCCUCUUUUGGAACUUUGUCACAGGUAGCACAUCUCCCACCGUAGUUUUAUAUUUGUCCUGCAUUCUACAGGUUUCCUCAUUUCACCAUUUCACCAUUCUCUUGCAAUGCUUUUUUGGUCUCUGGGCUUUUAUCCUGGUGGUUUGUGGGUGUCUGCUUCUUGGAGAGGCUCUGGGAUUCUGUGGUGUCUGUUGCUUGUACAGUCUGUAUUUCAAUCCUACCAACAUGAAGCUGUGGUCUAGACAUAAAAACACCACUCCAGGUCAUGAAAACCAUUGGGUGCUGGAAUGGCUUCUGAACGGGCUACGUGUGUCACAGGAGUCAUGAUGGUUCCUGUUGCUUUGGGUGACUUGGGGUGCUUCUCAGCACCUCUCCUCGGAUGCAUGGAUUGUGUUCUCAAGUCAUCUACAGAAACCUUUCUCACGUUUCUGAAACAGAAUGAUAAAAACCUUCAAAUGCUUUUGGAAACCUCCAUGGGGACAUUGGGAACUAAAACUCCUCUCCCACAGUCUCUGUGAAACUUCUGAAGGUCUUUGAAAUCUUCUCUAAAUUAUGGCUUUUUAAAGCCCUGCCAAAAUGGUGAGGUAAGCCCCAGGAAAGGCAGGGAGUGGGACCACAGAGCAACACUGGAACAGUUCAGCAUGUGGGAAUGUGCCUGUCCUUGUAACAGGACUGGUGCUCUCUUAGAGAAUUCAAUUCCCUGGUUAAACUGAUGUCAGCUGUGACCCAGUACUAAAAAGCAACAUUUUCUUCUGAAAGCUGUGUUUUGAUUUUAUUUGAAAAAUGCACUGCAUCUUCCUUGGCAUUUUUGCAUUUGUGCUUUGAGGGGUCCUUAAGCACUUACAAAUUAGUUGAUAAAUGCAACCCAAAAGCCAGCCUGCUGGGAACUUCAGCAUCUUUUCCAGGCCUCCCAGCUCAUCUACUGAAAAAGGUAAAUCACAAUUACACCUGGAACAAAGUAAUUUGUUUGCUUGAAUAUGAAAAUUAAUGGUUACCUUUUAUUGGUAUUCUCUGGAACUGAAAGUUCUCUUGAGUGGGGAUUGCUGAAGGUUUUCUUUCAGAGAAGCACAAAUAACUGCUUUCUUCCAAGGUGUUUGCCAUUUCAACUGUUGAGUUGAGGUACUAGUGGUCAGCGCUUGCAACAGAACAGGCUGUUUUGUCCUAAACGUGCAUCUCAGCUCUCUGGGUUCCCUCCCUUGGGUUUCUGUUUGAGCACAUUAAGUGCCACUGAGAUUUACUUUAGGGAUAGCCAUUCCUGGGCAAGGCAAGGUAGUGGAGCAAGUCAUCCAUCGUGUGCACAGGAGAACACCAGCUCCAAGCACAAACACCUUCUGCAAGGACAGCUUGUCCUUAUCUCUCCUGAGACAAAAGGAGGUGACAGAGCAUGCCAAGGACAGCCCCUAGUUUUGGUAUCACUGUGGAGGGCAGGUGAUGUACCAGGCACUUAGGGAGGUUCUAUUUUUGUGCAAGAUGCCCGUUAUAGCAGGGAAUAGGACUUAAUGAUUUAGAAGAGCUAUACACUAUUAUCCCCCUGUCAUAGUCCCCAGGGGCUUCCCACAGCCCAGAGCUGUGCUGUAGGAUAUUGGUGGAUAGCUUGGCAGCAAAAGCCGCCUGGCUUUCUAAGGCAGGUAUAUGGGGCCUCACAGGUUUUUUUGUGGCUGGAGUGGCAUAUACAGCAUAUGCAGGGGGCAGCCCAGUGCUGGACAUUGCCCUAGUGAGACUGUUCUACACCCAGGAACUGGACUUGCACCAGCAGGUGCCAGAGGCUGGUGUGGCAGGGUAGGCAAGCAGAGAAGUGACCUAAGUGCUUUCCAAGAGGUGACUCCAGAGGUUCUGCACGGUGCAGGGGAGCAAGUCUUUGCAGGGCUGGAGGAGCAAGCCCGCCAAGCCAUGAUGAAAAACAACUUUCCUGGAGCUCUUGGGGACCAAAGGCCAGCCAUCCGUCCGCUGCAAGACCCCGACUCCAGCAGCAGUGGCAGUGAUGAUGAGGAAACGACCCAGGAUGAAGUUUCUUCCCAUACAUCCGAGGAGGAUGGCUCAAUGGUGAAAGUGAAGAAGGAAUUAGAGAAUGCAGAACGACCCAUGGCUGGAACCCCCCUGAUGAGAGAAAAUGAGGUGCCCGAGAGUUUGAACGCUGACCCCAUGCUGGGACUGUCACAGUGUCCCCUCUGCCAGCUGGAGUGUGGAAGCAGAGAGCAGCUCAUUGCUCAUGUGUACCAGCACACUGCAGCAGUGGUGAGUGCCAAGAGCUACCUGUGUCCUGUGUGUGGCAGAGCCCUCAGCUCACCGGGGUCCCUUGGGAGGCACCUCCUGAUCCACUCGGAGGACCAGCUGUCCAACUGUGCAGUGUGUGGAGCACGCUUCACCAGCCACGCCACCUUCAACAGUGAGAAGCUGCCGGAGGUGCUCAGUGCAGAUCGGCUGCCGGCGCCGCAGAGCCAGGGCCCGUCCGGCGCCGAGGGGAAGGACGUUGCCUUUCGCACCCCCGUGUACCCCGCGGGCAUCCUGCUGGUGUGCAACAACUGCGCCGCGUACCGCAAGCUGCUGGAGGCGCAGAGCCCCGGCAUGCGCAAGUGGGCCCUGCGGCGGCAGAACGAGCCCCUGGAGGUGCGGCUGCAGCGCCUGGAGCGGGAGCGCACGGCCAAGAAGAGCCGGCGGGACAAUGAGACGCCCGAGGAGCGGGAAGUGAGACGCAUGCGGGACCGGGAAGCCAAGCGGCUGCAGCGCAUGCAGGAGACGGACGAGCAGCGGGCGCGGCGGCUGCAGCGGGACCGGGAGGCCAUGCGCCUGAAACGCGCCAACGAGACCCCCGAGAAGCGACAGGCCCGGCUCAUCCGGGAGCGCGAGGCCAAGAGGCUCAAGCGGCGCCUGGAGAAAAUGGACAUGAUGCUCCGGGCACAGUUUGGCCAGGACCCCUCUGCCAUGGCUGCUUUGGCAGCUGAGAUGAACUUUUUCCAGCUGCCAGUGGGCAAUGUGGAGCUGGAGAGCCAGCUGCUGGGCAAAAUGACCUUUGAGGAGCAGAGCAACAGCGCGCUGCAGUAAACCACAGCCACGAAUGGUGCUGCCUCUGCUGUGCCUGCCCCAGGUGCACUAGCAGGCUUCUGCACAGGCUGCUGGGGGUCUCUCUCUGACCUUCCCUGACAGGUUGUUCUGUUUCUCCUCUGAACCCAGGAGGAGAACAGAGCUGAGAGAUGUCUGCCAUCUGGUGGGAGCAGAUUCUGAGUAUACAGUCUGCUCUGGGGGCCAAGUCACAGCCUGUGACAGAAGGAAAAUAAAUUAAUGUUCACGUUUA
Molecule: messenger RNA, 8079 nt
Organism: Myiozetetes cayanensis
Lineage: Eukaryota; Metazoa; Chordata; Aves; Passeriformes; Tyrannidae
Gene: ZNF821
Product: zinc finger protein 821
Exons: 6
Coding region: 6420-7829 (469 amino acids)
Biological process (GO): regulation of transcription by RNA polymerase II
Cellular component (GO): nucleus
Molecular function (GO): DNA-binding transcription factor activity, RNA polymerase II-specific; RNA polymerase II cis-regulatory region sequence-specific DNA binding
Source: RefSeq, a predicted model, not a curated record